Molecule: messenger RNA, 1826 nt
Organism: Podarcis raffonei (Aeolian wall lizard)
Lineage: Eukaryota; Metazoa; Chordata; Lepidosauria; Squamata; Lacertidae
Product: carboxypeptidase N subunit 2-like
Exons: 2
Coding region: 71-1774 (567 amino acids)
Cellular component (GO): extracellular matrix
Molecular function (GO): protein binding
Source: RefSeq, a predicted model, not a curated record
UCCCAUCUUGGCUGGCAAACACUGCAGUGCGAGAGUUUUUUCUGGCAGGCAGAGGAGGGAGGACGGCACCAUGGCUCUGCCUGAGGGCCUGGACCCGCCCAGGGGCAAAUGGGUGGCCGUCGGGCACUUCCUGCUGCUUUGCCUCUCGGCCCUGGCACAGCCCGGUGGCCCCGCGGUUCCCUGCCCGGCUCUGUGCCAGUGCUUUGGGAACCUGACCGUCUUCUGCUCGGAUGAAGGUCUGGAGGACAUCCCCGAGGGGGUCCCCGCCGGCGCCACCCAGCUCUUCUUCGUGGGAGCCCCCCUGUUCUCGCUUCAGAGCGGGGCUUUCGCCAACAGAACCGGCAGUCUCCGCCUCGCCAAACUCGCCUUCCUGGGCAGCCCCCUGGAGUGUCUGGGACGCGCGGCUUUCGAGGGGCUGCCGGACCUCCGGGAGCUGGAGAUCUCGUCCAGCCAGCUGAGCGCUCUGAGCGGAGAGGCCUUUCUGGGCUUGACCAACCUCAGCACCCUCGCCCUCAAGUUCAGCCCCAUCAAAAGCCUGGAGACGGAGCUGUUCAGCAACACGCCGCGCCUAGAAGCCCUCCACCUCCAGGGGAACGAGGUCGAGUCUCUGCCCCAGGGCGUCUUCCGCCCGCUGUCAUCCCUCAAGACCCUCACCUUGUCCCAAAACCACCUCGCGGAGCUGCUCGCGGAGGUCUUCGGCCCGCUUUCGGCCCUGCGGGUGCUGAAGCUGAGCGACAACCGCCUGGCUGGCCUCUCCGCCGGCCUCUUCGGCCCCCUGAGAGAGCUCCGGGAGCUCUUCUUGGACGGCAACGCCCUGGCAGAGCUGCCCCCGGGCACCUUCGCCCCGCUGAGCGCCCUGACGCGCCUCCACCUCCAGCACAACGCCCUGGAGCGCCUGCCAGCCGCGGUCUUCUCCGCCCAGCGCAACCUCACCUUCCUCUACCUGGACGGCAACCGCUUGGCGGAGCUGCCCGACGGGCUCUUCCAGGGCACCCCUCACCUCGCCGAGCUCUCCCUGGCGGGCAACCGUCUCCAGAGCAUCCCCGAGGGGCUGUUUGGCAACCUGGGCAGCCUGGCGUUCCUGGGGCUAUCGCACAACCGCCUCGCCCACCUGCCCGCCGGGGUCUUCCGGGGCCUGAGCGCCCUUGCCAGGCUGCAGCUGAGCCACAACAACCUCACCGCCCUGCCGAGGGGCGUCUUUGCCAACCUCAGCACCCUGGAGGCCUUGGACCUGUCCCACAACCAGCUGGCCACCCUGUCGGAGGGGGUCUUCGAGGGCAACGUCAUCCUGGCCAACGUGGCCCUGAAGGGCAACCCCUGGACGUGCGACUGCCACCUGGCCCCCCUGAAAGACUGGCUCCAGGACACGGACCCCCUGAUCAACGCGCGGGCCUUGUGCAGGAGCCCGGCUCACCUGCAGGGGCUGAGCCUGCCGGCCGUGCAGAAAGAGCAGCUGGUCUGUCGGCGGGGCCUCGCGCCCUCCCGGUGCCGGGCGGAGCCGGGGAUGGACGAGACCUCCGCGGAACCCAGCGCCCGCCCUCCGUGCACCUACCAGGAUCCGGCAGGGGCCAUCCACCUGGCGUGCGACCGCGACGCUUGCCGCCAGCUUAGCCUGAGUCUCCCGCCAGGAGAGAGCCUGCAGGAGGCAGGGCAGCGUUUCAGCAAGGACUGGAUCCUGGACUCGGGCUGCGGCGCCGUGAAGGUCCAGGUGGCCGUGAGCAUUGAGCCCCUGCCCGGAGGGGAGGCGGCGGCAGCCCCCUCGGAAGCCCCCUGAGGCCAGCAUCCCCGCCCUGCCAGUGUGGUCCGGAGAACGGGGGGUGGCCCUC